This is a messenger RNA of Sphaerodactylus townsendi, 3145 nucleotides long. RefSeq names its product mitogen-activated protein kinase 4 (gene MAPK4). Lineage: Eukaryota; Metazoa; Chordata; Lepidosauria; Squamata; Sphaerodactylidae. The transcript is spliced from 6 exons. Gene Ontology annotation, biological process: cell surface receptor signaling pathway; intracellular signal transduction; protein phosphorylation. The coding region runs from base 996 to 2732 and encodes 578 amino acids. The record is from RefSeq and is a predicted model, not a curated record. Gene Ontology annotation, cellular component: nucleus; cytoplasm. Gene Ontology annotation, molecular function: MAP kinase activity; ATP binding.
UCUUGCUUAUCAGUACUCAGAGUGUUUGCAAAGGGGGGGGGGGAGGAGAAGAGGCGCAUCUCGCUUUGCACGUCCAAAUGUGCACUGCAUCGCAGGCGAGGCUUGGGUGCAAGAGAGGCGGCUGGCGCGCCUUCUCCGAGUCAUUAGCCGGAUGGGCGCUUCUCUGGGAGGACAGCUUGUAACAAGUGAGGAGUAACAAAUAUGGAGUCAUUGAUCAAAGAAUGGGCAUUUCAGCCAACGAAGGAUGAACGAAAGAUGAGCACUGAAAUUGAUGGCACUGAACCUGGUCGACGAUGAUCGGGAACUCAUCCGCAAAGUAUCUUUGCCUUCAUCGUUGGCUUCUGAUGCCAAAAUGCAAAACUGAGGUUACCUUUAAAGCAUGCAUGGUAACAGUUGCCCCCAAGGCUCUUGGGAAUAUUGGUCUGGCACUCAAAAAAUGUGGCCUGCUUCCGCCUCUGAAAGCUUCCGAGGAAUGUUGCCUUCCAAAUACCUUGUGGCUGAAAACUUCUGUACGGAUAUCAAAAAGUACACAAGUCAAGGUCUAAAGCUUAUAUGUUGAGGUUUCCUUGGGUCACCUCCCCAGAAAGUAGAUGAACUUAGCAUAGCUUUAAAACUCAUUUGGUUUACUAGCGUAUUGCAAAUGAAGCUUUUACUAAAUUUGCUUGAGUGAACCAGCCUGUAAACUUUCGUCCCCUUUCGCCCUGCUCUCUCUUCCGCUGCAAUGAGACGCCAUUUUCAGCUUGCAGCCCCUUUCUGGAAAGUAUUUUUUAAUCCCUGUUGUAUUUCUCUCUUUAAAAGUAUCUCUUCCCUGAAUAUUUGCAAGCUUUUUUUUUGGUAACCAUGGCUGCUGAGAAGCAGAAUUUGUGGAUUCCCACUUGUAAUAAUGAAUUGUUUUAUUUCGAACCACGGUUGUGAUCUAGAGGGUGUGAUCUAGAGUGUUUCCCCCCCCUCAUCUACUGGAAUUUUGCUGCCGGAGCAAAGGAGUUGACCCCACCAUGGCAGAGAAGUGCGAUUACAUUGCUAAUAUGUAUGGUUAUGACCUCGGUUGCCGCUUCAUCAACUUCAGACCGCUGGGCUUCGGGGCCAAUGGGCUUGUCUUGUCGGCGGUUGACAGCCGAAGCUGUCGGAAAGUGGCCGUGAAGAAGAUUGCCAUUAACGACGCCCAGAGCAUGAAGCACGCUUUCCGUGAGAUCAAGAUAAUCCGUCGGCUGGACCAUGAAAAUAUCGUAAAGGUCUACGAGGUGCUGGGUCCUAAAGGGGCAGACCUUCAAGGAGACUUAUUCAAGUUUAAUACAGUGUAUGUUGUCCAGGAGUACAUGGAGACCGACUUGGCACGACUCUUGGAGCAGGGACCUCUGUCCGAGGAACACGCUAAGCUCUUCAUGUACCAGUUGCUCAGGGGUUUGAAGUACAUCCACUCAGCAAACGUGUUGCACCGGGACUUAAAACCGGCUAACAUUUUUAUCAACACGGAGGACUUGGUGCUAAAGGUUGGAGACUUUGGAUUGGCGAGAGUUGUAGACCAACAUUACUCUCACAAGGGUUACCUGUCGGAAGGCUUGGUGACGAAAUGGUAUCGAUCUCCUCGUUUGCUCCUCUCGCCUAACAACUACACCAAAGCCAUUGACAUGUGGGCAGCUGGGUGCAUUCUGGCAGAGAUGCUAACAGGAAAAAUGCUCUUUGCUGGAAGCCACGAGCUGGAACAAAUGCAGCUCAUUUUGGAGACCAUUCCAGUUUUCCGCGAAGAAGACAAGGAGGAGCUGCUCAAAGUGAUGCCCACGUUUGUCAACAGCACCUGGGAAGUGAAAAAGCCUUUACGGAAGCUGCUUCCUGACAGCAAAGCCAUUGAUUUUCUGGAGAAGAUAUUGACAUUCAAUCCCAUGGACCGGCUGACUGCAGAGAUGGGCCUCCAGCAUCCUUACAUGAGUCCGUAUUACUGUCCCGAGGAUGAACCUGUGUCCCAGCACCCUUUCCGGAUCGAGGACGAGAUCGAUGAUAUUUUGCUAAUGGAAGCCAGCCAAAGUCAGAUGUCCAAUUGGGACAGGUAUCAGGUGAGCUUGUCCUCGGAUUUGGAAUGGCGGCACGAGAAGUGUCCGAAUGGGGAUGAGGUGCAGCGAGACCCCCGAGCAGGAUCGGAACCCAUUGCCGAGGAAGCCCAAGUGGACCCGCGCAAAUAUUCCCAAAGCAGCUCGGAAAGGUUCCUGGAGCAGUCGCAUUCCUCGAUGGACCGGGCGUUCGAGGGGGAUUAUGGGCGAUCGUGUGAUUACAAAGUGGGGUCUCCUUCCUACUUAGACAAACUCCUGUGGAGAGACAAUAAACUCCACCAUUACUCCGAGCCCAAGCUGAUCUUGGACUUGUCCCAUUGGAAAAGAGCCUCCAUCGCACCCGCAACGGAAUUAGCUCUGGAAGAGGAACCGUCCAACCUUUUCCUGGAAAUUGCGCAAUGGGUGACGAGCACCCAGACCGGACUCGAACGCCCCGACUCCCUCCCAGAGAUUCAAGAACGGAGCCUGCCGUCUUCUCCUCAGCACCUCCUCAAAGAACCCAAGGAGGUCAACAGCGAGAGUGACCCUCAGUUUGACUUGGACGUCUUCAUUUCCAGGGCGUUAAAACUUUGCACGAAGCCAGAGGAUCUGCCGGACAACAAGCUGAAAGAUAUAAAUGGUGCUUGUAUAGCGGAACACCCUAAUGAUAUUGUACAGACAGAGGUGUAUCAUAAAGAGAGGUGGUAGAGGAGCUGGGGUCCUCAAGGCUCAGCUCCUUAGGAACUGUUCCGGUGACACAUCAUUAACCUAAUGCCGCAUAGCGAUCAAGGUUUGAUCACACAGGAAAUGCAUCAUCUUUAUAUCAGAUACAUUGUGAUGCCUUUAUGUUAAGGGCGAGCACAGACCAAGAACCCUUUUUUUUACUCCCAAGGGAGUAAAAGGAAUCAAAAGACUAGAAUCAAAUUUUAGCAGGGUUUUUGCUGCCUUAACAAUCUUGCCUUGUACCUUCUGGGGCACGUUUUAAUCUUCAUUGACAGGACACACUGUAGACUAAUAUCUUUACACGGACAGAAAUGAGUUAAAUUGAGUUUGAGGAAUCCCCCUUUAAGAUAACCUGGCGCUCUUCUUUUUAGUGAAAUCCGUAAACAUUUUCCAAAGCA